Messenger RNA from Cicer arietinum (chickpea), 977 nucleotides. RefSeq lists its product as uncharacterized. The record is from RefSeq and is a predicted model, not a curated record. Lineage: Eukaryota; Viridiplantae; Streptophyta; Magnoliopsida; Fabales; Fabaceae.
AUGGCAAAGAUAACAUUUGUUCUUGUAUUUUUAAUUGCGCUUGCGAUCCCGUUGCGUUCGGUUUUAGGUCAAGGAGGUUGGCAAGAUCUUGUAGGAGGGGGAGAUUUUGCUGCAACAUUUGAUCAGGCUAAGAAAGCUAUUGAUGCUGCUUCUGGUGCUGCUGCUGGUCAAGCUGCUAUAAAUGAUUAUUUUGGUGGUGAUGAAGAAGGUGAAACUGAUAAUGAAGGAGCUUCUUUGGCUGGUUGGUUAGAUUCAGAAGGCAAUGCGAACAGUGAUGCGGGAAGUCCAGCAGCAGUUCCAGUAGAUUCACCAGUUGGUGCUCCAGAAGAUUUGCCAGUAGAUUCACCCAAAGGAAGCAUAGAUGAUUCUUUCUCUCCUACAAGGGCACCUCAACAAGCACCAACAUAUGCACCUUCAGAAUCACCAUCAAAUGAACCAAGCCAACCACCUGAAUUUGCACCAACAUAUGCACCAUUUGAAGCACCAACAAAUGCACCCACACAAACGCCAGAGCUAUCACCUACAAAUUCACCUGCAGAGGCACCAGAAGACGAUGAUGAGGAUGUAGAUGAUCGUCGUAAGGUACCAGGAAAUGCCCCAACAGAAUCACCUGAAGGCUCACCAAGUGAGUCACCUAAAGGAGCAAUGGCAUAUGAUGACGACGACGACGACGAGGACGAUGCACCUGAAGGAGCACCCUCACAGGCACCUAAAGGAGCACCCACACAGGCACCUAAAGGUGCAGCUUCAGAGGAUGAUGAUUGAAACAUAGAAUAGUAACAUAAACAUCACAUUCCUAAUUCAUUAUAUUUUAAACUAUGUAUGAAGGGUGACAUUCUCGCAAUGAGUAUGUAACACCUAUCAUUUUUCCCGUUAACAAUAUGGGAAAUACUUGUAUACUUGUUUGUACUAAGUUCAUUGUAAUUCAACAAAAAGUAAAUCAACAAAGCUAUACUAAGUAACAAUGUUUUACUCUU